Encephalitozoon intestinalis ATCC 50506 is the source of this 972-nucleotide messenger RNA. RefSeq lists its product as uncharacterized. The transcript has a single exon. NCBI's taxonomy places the organism in Eukaryota, Fungi, Microsporidia, Unikaryonidae. Bases 1 to 972 code for a protein of 323 amino acids. The record is from RefSeq and is a predicted model, not a curated record.
AUGAAGCCAUUCCUAAUAAUUCUUUCUCUGAUAAAUAUUACAAGUACCGAAACCAAAUCCAGAGCCCAUUCCUUACGCCACAAAAGGUACAAUAAUAAUCAUCUGUCACAAAAUCACCUCCAUCGGAACCACGACUUUUCUCACUCAACCCAUAAUAAGCCCCUCAGUGGAAUAGGAAUAUCUGGAAUAAGGAGAAUCUCCCCAGUUUACUUACCCGGGUAUACAAGUCCAUUAGUAGCCGAUGUGGGUGGAGAUUCUGGAGAGAGUGGGGUUAUAUUGGCCCCAAGUGCUAGCAACGGUUCUAUAAAAGAGAAUGUAGGAAUAUAUGUUUCUCCGUCCCCCAAUGGACAAGAUACAAACACCAAAGAAAGGCUGGUUUCUCUGCAUCAUCUAAUACAUCAUGCACAGGGAGAAGCACUAAAGGCAAAAGCCAUGAGCUCCGCUGCAAAGCUCGAGGCCAGUCAAUUAAUUGCCUUGAAGCAAGAAUUAAAUGCAAAGAUAAUGGCUAAUAAAGCCGAGAUGCUACGGGAAGAAGAAGAAAGACUUGUCUCUCAAAGAUCGGCAGAUCCCUUGGUCUUAGUAAAAGACACCGUUCCGAUUGCAAAUGUGGCAAACAACAACUUGAGUUUUGAACAUCAUAAUGAACUUUUAUCUCAGAAGCUUAAUAUGAUAAAGAAGGAUCAGGAUGAUGCAGUAAAGAAGGCAGAAAAACUUGCAAGGUUGCACAAGGCAAGAACAGAAAUUCUCCCAGACAGCCUUGUUUCUUCCGACCCCGAUCAAUUUAAAGAAUUUGUCGCGGCUGGUCCUGUACAAGAUUUAACCUUUGAAAUCCCGGUCGAUCCAUCGGUUGGAAAUUACUAUAUUUCUGGAAAUCCCGAAGGGAGCCUUUCUUCUGAGGGGAUGAACUUAACCCAAGGAGAUUUGCCCUAUUUUGUUGCGCAUCAAGAAGGCUCGGCUUAUAGUUCUUCCUAG